Messenger RNA from Anopheles coluzzii, 5515 nucleotides. RefSeq names its product transmembrane protein 94. The coding region runs from base 644 to 4978 and encodes 1444 amino acids. The record is from RefSeq and is a predicted model, not a curated record. Gene Ontology annotation, molecular function: nucleotide binding. NCBI's taxonomy places the organism in Eukaryota, Metazoa, Arthropoda, Insecta, Diptera, Culicidae. The transcript is spliced from 8 exons.
GAGUUGAAAUAUUGGACAAAAACGUGACAACUGAGCGCACGAAGAACUGAACCCGGCGCUAUAGCACCACAAUGUGCAGCGAGCGGUCGGCUGUCAGUCAGCGAAUGUAAACAGAGGGCGGCACUGUCAAGGUGGAAAAGUGGUUUGUUAUCAGUGAGACCGUGAGCGAGUGAGGGAAAACGACGACCCUUUUUCCGCAGGGCAAUUGUGAACCAUUUCAGAAGAAGGAAAAGCUGGAACAAAUUUCCAUAGCGACGUGCAGGAACAACGGUGCGUGUGCGCGUGCGGCAGGGUACACACUGGCAGGCGUGAGAACAAAACCCAAAAACCCUUCGGGCCGGGUGUAUCCUGAAGCGGAGCGUUUGUUUACCUUUUUUCUGUGUGUGUGUGUUCUCCGUACAACUCUCCCAGAUCUGCCGAACCGUGCACCGUGAUUGAGGCUUUGUUGGAAACAGGAUUUGCGUGACGGGCAUGAUGGGUGGCAGAGAGUAGCCACCUGCCACGAUCCCACCAACCCCUGACGCCCACCUCCGUGUUUUGGAUGGCAUCAAUCGGCCGAGCGAGCGAAGGAAAGCGAACGAACGGAGCGGAUCGUUAGGCGCCGCAACAUCCCUGAGGGAAGGAGGAGAGGCCACCUCGUGCGAUGGUGGCCGGAUCGUGCGAGCCGGCAGCGAACGAGCAGCCCGGGCUCGGUACGGCGGAAGCGCUCCAGCGGCUGCACGACGACAUCGAGUCGAUGCUGCGCGGGUACGAGGAGCGCUACCGGCGCCAGCACUGGGCGGAGAAGGUGCGCUCGUCGCUGGUCGGCAGCUCGACCAGCCCGUUGGGCUGGUUCCCGGUGCUGGCCUCGCUGCUCUGCGCCCUGUCGCUCACCGUCACCGGGUACUACUGGUCGGCCGGGCUGCUGCUGGUGCUGCUGGUGCUCACGAUCGCGCUGGUGGUGCGCGAGAACAACCUACGCCGGACGGAGAUCUACCGGAAGCUGCGCACGGUGCUGCACGAGAUCCGGCUCGGCGUCCGGCUCUGCCCGGACUGGACGGUGGACAAUUAUCCGCACCUGUGCAGCCCGCUCUCGCCGUGCGUCACGUUGCAGUGGACGUACCGGGACGGGCGGAUCGUCAACCUGCCGUGGGCGCUGCUGGUGCGGGGCGACCACAUCGUGAUGCGGCCGGGGCAGGUGUCGCCUGGCACCUGCCGGGAGGUGGGGGGCCGCGGGCGCCGCUUCAAGUGUGGCGAAACGUACGGGUUGCAGCAGCCGACCGAGCCGCCGGUCAAGCCGAUCGCCCGGUCGCCCCUGCCCGACCUGGUGUGCGCGGUCGAGGCGACGCCGUACCUGGACAUACUGCGCAAAUCGCUCGACUGCUUUCUCGACCGCCCGAAAACGAUCAUCAACCAGCAGCGGGAGCUGCUGGUGUCCCGCUGCCUGCAGCGCUGGGGCUUCGGCCUGAUCCUCUUCCUCACCGUCUCGAUCGGCAUCCUGCGGAACGUGGGCCUGUACCUGCAGGGCAAGCUGCCGACCAACUGGAUGAACGUGUUUCUGCUCAACCCGACCGCCGCCGUGCUGCCGCUGCUGCCGCUCGUCUUCCCGCUGCUCUGGGUCGCGAUCAAUCUGUGGGGCGUGGCGCGGCUCGAGACGCUCCUGUCCAUCCCGCAGGCGGUGAUGCGCGCCCAGGCCCAGAAAUCCUUCGCCGAGGAUCUCGACACGCCCACGUGCGAUCUCGACCACGUGAAGCUGCCCCGCCGCACCGUCUUUUUCUACUGGUGGCAGCUGCUUAAGGGCCGAUCGGAGCUGCUCGGGCGCAGUGCCAGCGUCGUCCAGGUGCUUGGGACGAUUACGGCCCUGUGCUGUGUCGACAAGAAGGGCAUCCUGUCCUGGCCGAACCCGACCGCCGAGAAGGUGUUCUUUCUGCGGAAUGCGCGCGAAGGCGACCUCAACACGGAUCAGUCCGAGCAGAGCAGCCUCAACUCGCAGUGCUGCCAGGAGCAUUACCACCCACUCUCACAUAUCAUCGAGCUGAGCUCGCAAAAGGAACCGCUCGGCGCGAUAGCGGAGGUGCUGGACCUCACGCACGACCAGCACAGCCCGUUCAAGCUCGAGUUCGACGAUCACGACUUCAAGAACCAUCUGACCUCGCUGAAACCGCUCGGUAUCGCCAUCCUGGUGAACACGUGCUGCCCGCUGACGCAGGCCCACUACGCCAAGUUCUGCGGGCACGUGACGGCGGCCGCGAUGCUCGACAAGGAUCUCGUUCCGGUCACCAAUCGGUAUGCGAUUGUUGAGUCGAGUUUGAAUUGCUUUAUGCAUGGGCGCUGUCUGUGCGAGCUGGCAAAGCAGAUCGGAUUUUCGCCCCAGGCCCGGGACAUCUUCCAGCUCGAGGGUCAAAUCUCCAGCUACCGGCAUCUGCAACCGGACGUGGUGCGGCGCGACAUACGGUUCGCCCGGUCGCUGCAGCUCGCGACCAAGGUGAAGGUGCCGUUCCCGCACUCGCUGUCGGUGGUGAUGCGCGAAAUCAACAACGGCUCGCUGCAGCUGCUGACCCAGGGCACGGCGGACAUCGUGCUGGACUGCUGCGACGACUACUGGGACGGGCACGAUCUGCAGCCGCUGACCGAGAAGGAGCGCAAGCGGGCGCAGGACUUCUACCAGCGGUCCGCCCUCACCGCCUACUGUACCGCGUUCGCGUACCGGCCCCUGCGCCACGGCAUCAGCGGGGCGCUGUCCGGGGGGCCGAAGGCGGGCGGCAGCGUCGCCUAUCUGGAGCUGCCGCCGGAGACGAAGCACCGGCGGGAUCUGUAUCGGCGCGAAAACUACAGCGACCUGGUGGUGACCGGCGGCGGCGCUCAUCAGUCGCUCAUCGGCGGCUACGUGGAUGAUGGUGCCGAUGGGGGUGGCGGCGGUGGUGGUGGCACCAUCGCUGGGACGGCCGGGCCGCGGGCCGGCAGCGUGGCCGGGCUGGGCAGCGUGGCCCCGCUCGCGCACCAUUCCAUCUCGACCGACUCGCUGCUGUUCAACGACAGCCGGGACGACGACAUCUCGGACGUGGACGGGUGCUACCGGAUGCAGUGCCACCAGGUGUUUAUCGGCAUGGUGACGAUGCAGUACCAGGCGCAGACCGACAUCGUGCAGCUGAUCGAGCGGCUCGAGCGGGCCUGCAUCCGCUUCGUGCACUUCAGCAAGGAGAACGAGCUGCGGUCGCGCGUGUUCUCCGAGAAGAUGGGGCUGGAGAGUGGGUGGAACUGUCACAUCUCGCUGCUGAGCGACGGGGACAGCCGGGCGUCCUCGCCGGCGCGGGACGAGUGCGGCGAGUCCGGCACGGGCGACCCGUGUGAGGGGGGGCCCGAGCGGGUCCGGCUGCUCGACGUGCCGCUGUCGCUCGAGUCGUCCAGGGCGCUCAGCUCGUCGGCCCCGUGUGCCAUCUCCAAUCCGGACACGAACAGCUUGCUGGAGCCGGGACAGGGCGCCCCUGGCCGCACCUCGCCCGCCCCGAGCGAGCGUUCGUCGUCCGGCGGUGGCGGCGGCGGCGGCGGCGAGGACCAGGACCCGAAGCACGGGAAGGCGGUGAGCGUCGGCGGCCACUGCCGGUCGCUCAGCUGCCUCACCGACAGCACCGAGCAGAGUGCGCCGAUCAACUUCGACAUGUCGAACCGGGCGAAGCUGCCGCGCGGCAUCGAGAACAUCCGGCCGCACCUGGAGCACGUGGACAACGUGCCGCUGCUGGUGUCGCUCUUCACCGACUGCUCGGCGGAGGCGACGCGCGAGAUGCUCAACAUCAUGCAGCAGUACGGCGAGAUCGUGGUGUGCCUCGGCUCGUCCGCCUCCAACUCCAACUCGGAGAUCUUCCUGCAGGGCGACUGCUCGAUCGCGAUCGAGCCGCUCUACCCGCAGGUCUGCCAGGAGUACCCGGCGUACAGCGAGUCGAACAUCUACAACAACCGGGCCCGGUUGCGGCCCGAUGCUGGCGGUGGUGGUGGUGAUAGCGACGAAAGCCAGCAGCAGAAAGAGCGUCGGGAGGGGCCGCUGCCCGAUCGGUGCAACACCAUCUCGCCGGUCUACCUCAGCCGCAUCCUCAACUCGAUCUCCUGCUCGAUCGCGACCUGCCGGGACGAUCCGAUCUCGAUCGUGGCGGUGAUCGAGCUGUCCCGCCGCUUCAUGGCCGGCCUGUGGAGCUGCGUGCAGUACUGGGCGUGCUGUGGCGCGUCGCUCGCCAUCAUGAACACGGUCACCGCGAUCCUGUCCCUGCCGCCGAUGGUCGUGCCGCUGCACACGCUCUACCUGAUGUGCAUCGUGGUGCCGCUCGUCGCCCUCACGCUGCUGCGCGUCGAGCCGGACCCGGCGCUGAUGAAGCGGGCGACGGGCAAGAAGCAGAAGACGCUCAGCUCCCGCCUGGUGCUGUUUGUGCUGUGGUGCUACGGCAUCAAGUUUGCGCUCGCCAUCCUGGUGCUGGUGCUCGCCUACUGCACCUUUCUGUCCCACCCGAUCGAGCUGUUUGCCGGCGGUGGCGGUGGCGGUGGCGCUGGAUCACUCGCGGACGCCCCGUCCGCCGGCACGACCCGGGCCGUGGUGCAGCGGGACGCGGCCGAGACGGAGCGGGCGCUGGCGGGCGACCUGCACGUCGCCCGCUCCUUCAUACUGCUCGGCAUCGUGCUGCACUUCGUCACCAUCUCGGCGUCGUUCGUGCACCGCGACUACAACUGCUUCAAGCGCAGCCCGCUCACCAACCUCUGCUGGGUGUCGGUCGUCGCCCUGCUGCUGCUGGUGCAUCUCGGGCUGGCCGUGCUGCAGCUCUGCACCGACGACCAUCUGUGGCGCGAGAUGGAGCGCGUCUGGCCGAUCGUGCUCGGCAUCGUGCUGACCGUGCUCGUCACCUUUGCCGCGAGCGAGUUCUUCAAGUGGGAGGAAAUCAAGGUCAACAAUCGCUACAUACGGCGUGCAAGACUAGACUUUGGCACCAAGCUCGGCAUGAAUUCGCCCUUUUAAAGCGCCAGCGUCAAUUUGCAAUCGGAACGAUAUAGAUUUUAUUUAAGGAACGGUGCAGGCAGGUGCUUACAUGUGCAUUUUAUGGUCACGGGCUCACAAGCGACAAGGCGAGCGUGCCUCUCCACUAGCCCAGCGCGUAUCCUCUAUGUGUUAGCGUUACUGUGUUAUAGAUUUUUGUUUAGUUUUGUUUUAAUUUUAUCACUCAAAACGCUUCAAAACGCCCUUCGAAGCAGGGGGGAGCAAGAUUUUAGUCACGAUUUAAUGUAUUCAAGGUAGUGCAAUCAAUCAGUGGGCAGUGCACUGUCCGCGCGUUCCUGUCCUGUUGGAGGAGCGGGUUGUGGGUCGCGCCAUUUCGUCUCGACGUAUUUUAGCGCACGCAAGGCAGGACAAAAACACAAACACACAACAAUCAAUAGAAACUAUGCCGUAUGUAUUCAUGUAUAAAUCAACUUUUUUUUUUUUUUUGCAAAUGCUCCGUGCAGCGGACAACGGACAAAUGCAAAAGAAAUAAUAAAAAAAACAAAAUCAAACAAACAA